CAGGAUGCUGGUAACAGAGUUCUGCCUGAUGCUGACCUGCCUCCAGGUCAGCCCUGACCGCUCCCAGUUCUUCCGGUACGACUCAGUCGCCCUGAGCUGCAAGGAUCCGAUCAACUCCACCGGCUGGAAGGUGAAGAGAAGAACUUCAGACGGCGGGGUCAGGCCGUGCAACUCCGGCUGGGGCUACCCCUCGGUGGCGUCCACCUGCACCAUUGGCAACACCUACCCCACCGACACGGGGGUCUACUGGUGUGAGCUGGACACAGGGGAGCGAAGCAAUGAGGUCAACAUCACCAUCACAGAUCGCACAGUGAUUCUGGAGAGUCCUGCCAUGCCGGUGUCAGAAGGAGCUGAUGCGGUCCUGUACUGUAAAGCUGAGACCAACCCCUCCAAACACAAAUACAACUUCUUCAAAGAUGGCCGCCUCAUCAGGAGCAACUGCUCAGGAGAGAUGACCAUUCUCAGCGCUUCCAAAUCCGAUGAGGGGCUCUACACCUGCAGCGCCGCAGGGCUUGGAGAAUCAGAAAGCAGCUGGCUGACGGUUUUCAGUGACCAAAACAAUCAAGACAUCCAAUUGACAUCUCUGUCACCAGCAUCUUCAGCUUUGCCCACAGCCCCAGUUUCAUUUCCUGGUUCCAGACUGUUGUGUCACCUCAUAGUGGGAAUACCUUACCUGUUGUCCACCAUCCUACUGGGACUCAUAUACAGAGACAGGAGGAGAGCUACUCAGGUAGUUGCAGCCCAGAGGAAAAAUCUUGAUGUUAUCAUGGAAAGGAUUGUGUGAGUAAUCUCCAGAAGCCGCUGACCUCAGAGAAGAUGAUGUGCGUCCGACCACAUCGGUUCAGAGAAAUGUCUCCAGCAUUCAGGAAAAAACAAAUCGAGAUUUCUUUGGUGCUCAAGUAGAUGUAUUUAUUUUAUGAGAAGUUUCAACAGGAGAGGACAGUUUUGUCUUUAAAUCUAGAGUUUUGUUUUACAGUGAAGCAGAAUCAAGAUGCAUAAGUGGUGACUGUGAAGAGGAAGUGGAAAUGUCACUGAUGUUUGCUUUUAAAAGGUGCCUGUGGUUUUGGCUGCAAAGUCACUGUCAUCAGCUUUUUGUCCGGCCUUUGCUUAAAAGGCUGGGGGUGUUUUCUU
Molecule: messenger RNA, 1131 nt
Organism: Poeciliopsis prolifica (blackstripe livebearer)
Lineage: Eukaryota; Metazoa; Chordata; Actinopteri; Cyprinodontiformes; Poeciliidae
Product: Fc receptor-like protein 5
Exons: 5
Coding region: 5-784 (259 amino acids)
Biological process (GO): cell surface receptor signaling pathway
Molecular function (GO): transmembrane signaling receptor activity
Source: RefSeq, a predicted model, not a curated record